AUGUCAAUCAACGGGCUUGCUGUCUUUCUUGCUACUUUGGAACGAAAGAUAGUUGGCCGCUUGUCGAUACCUGAAGCAGACAAGCCACUCCAGCACCGAUCGGUAACGUCAAUCCAAGAGGAAAACCACACAAUGAUGACACUACACUUGACACCACCGUUGCAAGUCUCCAACGUGAAGCUUGAUAUUGGUAACCUAUUGGUGCCGACUUACUUCGGCGGGCUGAAACCAGUCGAGGAGCAUGUCGAGGAGCACGACGCGGACCAGAAACCGCGGGGUACACAACGAUCUCGACUUGCUGCGGUUGUCCUGAUUCCCUACCAGAAUCUCCGUGCCAUGACUGGCGCCUUCACAACCCCGGCUAUCACGGAGUGUUUCAUCACUCAAGCGCUUGCAGAUUUGUGGUUUCAAAUCAAGACAUUCUGCAUGGAAGCUCACAUCCAAAGCUGGCCCGAAGACACAAUCUUGCUCACCAUCGAGGCGUCUCUUCGUGCUCAAGAUUACGAAGCCUUUGUGCAUGUUGCCAGCAAUGGGCAGAUUGAGUUAUCUCAAACCCUGGUCUCCGCAGUUGAGAAGGCUGUCAUGAUGAGGCCGGGUUGCAUUCAUCAUCCGCUGUUACAGAAAACGCUGUCUUCUGUCCUCGAAACAAUCUACCGUAUCCACGCACGCUUCGCCCCCAUCAAAGCCUUUUCUCAGUUCUUCACCCAAAUGACUCCUGCCAGGCGUUUUUGUCUGCGGAACUGGUGAAAUUGGUAACUUUGGCUCAGAAUUAUCAGAAUCUGGGAAGGUUGGAUAGGAAGAGCCUCGGAGUGUCAGACGGCGUUGCCCUUGUGGAUCUUAGUCUUGACUGUUUGGAUGUCGGCUUUCUAGAGUUCAGAAUCAUGCCAAUUGUUUCAGACCCCCGGGCUGGGCUGUCUGUAAUUCUUGGAUUCAUUCAAAAAUUGCUUGAGAGAACGGUGGUCCACGACAUCCAGCAUGAUACUGCCCUUCGACUGUACCAAAAGUUGGAAACCUCGAGUCUCUCGAAGCUUCAUUUCGAGAAUCUCAUUCGUGAGACACAACAGUCUUCAAAGUACUGUUGCCCUGGGAUCUUAGUCCCCAUUAAUAUGGUACCGCCAUAUUUCGAGAUCUAGAGCGACUUGGCUGGGUUAAACAAGCGUCAAAUCUUGCA
Messenger RNA from Podospora pseudocomata, 1171 nucleotides. RefSeq lists its product as uncharacterized. Lineage: Eukaryota; Fungi; Ascomycota; Sordariomycetes; Sordariales; Podosporaceae. The transcript is spliced from 6 exons. The coding region runs from base 1 to 747 and encodes 248 amino acids. The record is from RefSeq and is a predicted model, not a curated record.